This is a messenger RNA of Eublepharis macularius, 2817 nucleotides long. It is a transcript of the gene WFIKKN2, whose product is annotated as WAP, follistatin/kazal, immunoglobulin, kunitz and netrin domain containing 2. Gene Ontology annotation, molecular function: receptor antagonist activity; serine-type endopeptidase inhibitor activity; transforming growth factor beta binding. Gene Ontology annotation, cellular component: extracellular region. Lineage: Eukaryota; Metazoa; Chordata; Lepidosauria; Squamata; Eublepharidae. The coding region runs from base 616 to 2346 and encodes 576 amino acids. The transcript has 2 exons. Gene Ontology annotation, biological process: negative regulation of transforming growth factor beta receptor signaling pathway. The record is from RefSeq and is a predicted model, not a curated record.
UUAUUUUAAAAGUGAUAUCUUAGCUUUAAUUGCUUCAGACCGAUUGAGCUGUUCCUUUUAAACAAACGAUUGUAUAUUUCCUUGGCAUAGGGAAAUCCGUCUGACUGUAGGGUCAUAUUAUUUAGACAAGCACUCUUUCAGAAGUAAAUGCCAUUCUUAGCAUAGGGAAGUACUUUAGGUCUAAAGGGGUUAAGAAGGCCUCCUUCCAUUCAGAAACAUGCAGGGGUCCCACCGUAGCUGUUCCAGCCUUUAAAAAUCUUUCCAGCUUUUUUCCCCCCCUUGUAACAAAUCUGCACGACUGCCACUGGGACAUAAGAAGCGUGUGCCUGUCACAGAAAUAGAGUUUACUUUUUCCAACUUGUUGUACAGAGGCAGGGUAUAAAUACAGCUAACUCUGGCUUGGACUAAGAGCAUUUCAUUUCAAAUAAGGGGGCUACUUCCCAAGACUUUUAAUCCAACACGGUUCAGAUCAGGCUGCGCCAUCGACCAACGUGGAGAGGAAGUUUAGAAAAAGCAGGUGUCGUAGUUCCUUUGUGUUUGUUUUGCUUUGCUUUAAUUCAGGCACAGACACACCCCAAGCCCCACGCAGAUAUUUUUCUUUGGAGGCAUUUUGAGAUGUCCUUUUUCAAACUCUUCAUUCGAUGGAUAUGGAUAUGGAUGUUAUCUGGGGAGACCUUUGUCUUCUUGCUUCUUGAGGUCCCCUUAAAAGGCUCUGCUUUGCCGCCAAUACGGUACUCUCACGCUGGGAUAUGUCCAAAUGAUAUGAAUCCCAACCUCUGGGUAGACGCCCAGAGCACCUGCAAGAGAGAGUGCGACACCGACUUGGAAUGUGAGACCUUUGAGAAGUGCUGUCCUAAUGUCUGUGGAACAAGGAGCUGCGUUGCAGCUAGGUACAUGGAUGUCAGAGGGAAGAAAGGACCUGUGGGGAUGCCCAAAGUGGCAACCUGUGACCGUUUCAUGUGUAUCCAGCAAGGUUCAGAGUGUGAUAUCUGGGAUGGGCAGCCUGUUUGCAAAUGCAAAGACAGGUGUGAAAAAGAACCAAGUUUUACUUGCGCAUCGGACGGGCUUACCUAUUACAAUAAAUGUUAUAUGGACGCCGAAGCAUGUACCAAAGGCAUUACGCUCAAUGUGGUAACUUGUCGGUAUCAUCUUACCUGGCCAAAUACCAGCCCUAUCCCACCAGAGACAACCGCUCACCCCACGACUGCCUACGCAGAGACCACCAUCACGGACGUCCUUCCACCUGUGCUAGUCAACAAUCCAGUGCAUCAGUCCGUCUACAUCGGAGAGACAGUUAGCUUUCUUUGUGAUGUCACUGGCCGACCUAAGCCAGAAAUCACAUGGGAGAAGCAGACAGAUAGCAGUGAGAAAAUCGUAAUGAGACCCAAUCAUGUUCGAGGAAACAUUGUCGUCACCAAUAUUGCCCAGCUGGUGAUCUAUAACACACAACUACAAGAUGCAGGCAUCUACACUUGCACUGCUAAAAACAUUGGCGGUGUUGUCUGGGCAGAUUUCCCCUUGUCGGUUGUCAAAGGAGAAGCCACCUCGAUGGAAGCGGCACAGAACAAAACCCACUUUCCCACUGACGAAUGUCUGAAGGAGCCUGACAGCGAAGACUGCGGGGAAGAGCAGACCCGGUGGUAUUAUGAUGCGAAGAAAAACAACUGCUUUACUUUCAUCUAUGGAAACUGCAACAGCAACCUGAAUCACUUUGAGACCUAUGAAAACUGCAUGCUGACUUGCAUGAACGGGCCCAUCAACAUCUGCAACUUGCCAGCCCUCCAAGGUCACUGCAAAGCAUACGAGCCUCGGUGGGCAUACAACAGCUUGACAAAACAGUGUCAAUCUUUCAUUUAUGGAGGCUGUGGAGGCAACGAGAAUAACUUUGAGAGCAGAGAAGCCUGCGAAGAAAUGUGCCCUUUCCCCAGGAACAUGCAUUGCAAAGCGUGCAAGGCUUGCAAGCCGCGGCAAAAGCUGGUGACGAGCUUCUGCAAAAGCGAUUUUGUUAUUCUUGGCCGUGUAACUGAGCUGACAGAGGACCAGGACUCGGGACAUGCGCUGGUAACUGUGGAGGAGAUUCUGAAAGACGAGAAAAUGGGUCUAAGAUUCUUGGGGAAGGAGCCUCUAGAAAUCACCCUUUUAAACAUGAACUGGAGCUGCCCGUGCCCCAACAUCACCGCAGCGGAUGGUCAGCUCAUUAUAAUGGGUGACGUCCACAAUGGAAUGGCUGUUUUGCAGCCAGACAGCUUUGUAGGGGCCUCUAGCAUCCGGCGUGUUCGGAAGCUACGCGAGGUCAUCCACAAGAAAACCUGUGAGCUAUUGCAAGAGUUCCUAGGACUGCACUAAUGCCUUGUUUGUAUCUCGUCAGCUUUCCAGAUCUGUGUAUCACAUAGCACUAACAAAUGGUAGACUAGCAUGGAACCUUUUUUUAAAAAAAGGUCUGUUUGCUGAUAGAUAUUACGUAUUACACAUGAGCCCUAUAUUAACUCAUUAAUUAUGUGUAGUAAUGAGGCAGUAUUAUUUUUUGGCAACACUUCAAAUAGCAGCAAACAGCUACUAGUCUUAGAUCUCCUUCUAUCUGUCUGUCUAGAAAUGCCAUCUGGCAAUCGUCAUUUAAUACCAAUUCAGUUUUCAUCCUAGAAGACCAAAUUCAUAGCUCAGAACUAAAUUCUAUACAUUGUCAAUCUAAUGAUAAUUGCUCUCAUUUGGCAUAUAGAAACAUUUGUGAAAAGCAGCUGAAAUGUAUCAUAUUCAUAAGCAGGCUGUAAGAGAAGAAAAUGUAAAUUAUUAUCUAUAUUUACAAUAAUUACACCAUUA